Molecule: messenger RNA, 3097 nt
Organism: Mercenaria mercenaria
Lineage: Eukaryota; Metazoa; Mollusca; Bivalvia; Venerida; Veneridae
Product: heat shock 70 kDa protein 12A-like
Exons: 5
Coding region: 218-1939 (573 amino acids)
Molecular function (GO): ATP-dependent protein folding chaperone; ATP binding
Source: RefSeq, a predicted model, not a curated record
AUUAGAUGUUUAGUAAAUGACUAAAAUUAUUUUUACGAAUAACCAACUUAAACAUAUCGCGAGAUUAAAAACGAAACUACUCCGCAAAAUUUAAGCAGGAAGUUAUACUUCCACGAAGCGGUUAUUCUUUCCCAUCUUUACUGUGGGGUAAAAUUUAAGCAGGAAGUUAUAUUUCCACGGAGCGGUUAUUCUUAAGUUUUCCAUCUUUACUGUGGGAAUGACAGAAGAAAAAAGUUCAAAAUGUACCAGGCUUCUCGUGGCCGCCAUGGACUUUGGAACCACAUACAGCGGGUAUGCAUUCUCAUUUCGAAAUAGCCCGAAUGAUAUACAUGCGAAUCCAAGCUGGGUGGCAGGUUCAGAGAAGCUCAUAUCAUUAAAAUGCCCCACGGCCGUACUUCUUAAACCAAACAAGGAGUUUCAUUCAUUUGGAUUUGAGGCAGAAAACAAGUAUGCUGAUUUGUCAGAGGAUAAUGUACAUCAUGGAUGGUACUUGUUUAGGCGUUUCAAAAUGGCUCUUUAUGAAACAAAGAAACUGCAACUUGACACACCAGUAGAAGACAUUUCGGGCAAGAAGUUGCCAGCCAUAGAUAUAUUUUCUCAUUCUAUUCGUUUCCUGAAAAACCAUCUUUGGAAAACAAUACAAACCAGAACAACAGGAAUUCUCGAAACAGACAUAGAGUAUGUCAUUACAGUUCCAGCAAUUUGGGACGAACGGGCGAAACAGUUUAUGAGGAGAGCUGCAAAUAAAGCAAAUAUUCCGAACAAUCAAGUAACACUUGCACUUGAACCGGAGGCAGCAUCUAUAUGGUGUCAAGUCGUAACAGAUGACGAGCUCAGCAGUCUGUCGGAACCUCUAGCUAAAUAUAUGGUGGUAGACUUAGGAGGCGGAACUGCUGACAUCACUGUUCAUCAAAAGAUGGAUAACGGAAACCUUAAGGAACUUUAUACAGCAAGUGGGGGUGCCUGGGGUGGAAAUGAAGUUGAUAAAGCAAAUAUUAGUAAGCUUUCAGAUAUUGUAGGAUCAGAUGCUAUGGAAAAUUUCAAGCGGAAAAAUAUGUCUGACUAUUUCGAUCUCCUUAGGGAGUUUGAGACAAAGAAAAGAACAAUUACAACAGAUACGGAUGGGAAAAUCAGAUUCAAAAUCCCGAUUACUCUGCGCGAGUUUUCUGAAUCGGAUGGUAUAAAACUACAAGAUAGAAUUGCAAAAUUACCCAGUAAAACAAACAUAACUUGCACUGGAGACAAAAUAAAAAUUGAAAAAGUUGCUGCAAAAGCUCUGUUUGAUUAUCCUCUGAAUAUGCUGAUGGCCCAUCUCAGAGAAAUAUUUGCAGACCCUAAAGUCCAAGACGUAGAGACGGUUCUUCUUGUCGGUGGAUUCGGUGAAUGUGAGCUAGUUAAAGAAGCAUUUGAAAAACACUUUGCUAACAAACGAUUACUGAUUCCUCCAGACGCUGGUAUAGCUGUGCUAAAAGGAGCAGUUCGUUUCGGCCAUCUUCAAGACAUUGUAUCAAACAGAAUCGCAAGGUUUACAAUUGGAAGAGAGACAAUAACACGGUUUGAAGAGCAAGAUGAUCCAGCUAAAAAGCAGAUGUUUGACGGAGUUGAGAAAUGUGUAAAUAAAUUUUUCAAAAUGGUUGAAAUUGGUGAGGAAAUUCCUAGGUACAAGUUCUAUGAAGAAAAGACUGAAGCAUCUUUUGCGGAACAAACAGAUGGCAUGAUCAGUCUUUUUAGUUCGACCGAGCGAAUCGUGAGAUAUACCACAGAGCCUAAAUGUCAGGAAUUGGGAAGGCUUACUUUUGAAUUUCCAAAUUCGACUGAAAUUUCAGACAAAAAAGUUACCAUUCAUUAUUGCUUUGGUGACACUGAAAUACAUAUUCGCGUGAAGCUGCUGAAAACAAACGAAGAACACGAAAAAUGGAUUGACUGCUUUUCUAGUUAGUUUUUGAAAUAAGAAUUAUUGUUCUUAAACAUAGUCAAAUACAAGUACGUUCUUUUUGGAAAAAAUACACUAUCGCCACUUCUUCAGUGCACAAGUAGAACUGCAGAAAUUACAUUAUGCCGGUAUAUUUUAAACAAGAUACAAGUUUAAAUUGUUUCGCUAACCGGAGUACCUACAAACACAUUGCAGUUUUAUCAGGCAGACUGUGUAAAAACACAAAUAUUUUGACUUUUGAGCUAGCGUCUGCUGUUUGGACUUGAUAUAUUGUCUCGUGCAUUUUAUGGUUACUAGCAUGAUUAAGGUAGUUCUGCACUUUUGGAUCGAAAUUUUUUCUACAAUGUAGAAUUUCAUUAAACUCUGAUUUUUCAAAACUUCGGAAUAUAUUAAGAAAAUUUAGCAAAUAAAAAAGAUAGGGUCUUAUGCUAGACUGAUUUGAAAAAUUUGGAUGUUACGCAAUUUUUUCAUAAUGGGAGUCUAUGGGAAAAUCGCAGCUUUCAUAAUAUUUUCGCAAAUAGAAAUGUUUCUAAAAUGUAGAUUUUAAUGAAGCUUCUCACAAAGGUAAAUAAACAUAUGGCCUACAAUAUGGUGAAAUAAAAUGUAUAGGUCUAUGUGCUUACUUUUGAGAUAUUUGGCCAUGAUUAAAGUGAACUGCCCAUUUCAAGCUAUAAUUAAGACACCAUUUUGAAUUAUUUAACGUGUCACAUGUUUUCAUAUGAUAUUUUAACUUUAGAAAGAUAGUAGCAGUGCCAUUUUAAUAAUCAAUUAACAGGUUGCCAUUAAUUCAUAAACUAAUUUUCAUUUCCGUACGCCGAAUCCAGACUUUAUUCUACGUUUUCCGGACAAAAGACGUUGUGCCAUCACUUCCGGGUUUUCAAACGUGCAGAACUACCUUAAGCUUAACAUUAACGUGUAAAUUUCAAAUCGGACGCGUGACCUCAAUCAUGAUAUCAUUUUUAUGACAUAGUGUUAAAAUGCUUUUUACGGUCACGCAAAAUAACGGCGGUAUUUCUUCACAUGUGCGGGGAGAUAUAUUUUAACUUACUUUUAACGAUAUCCUUUAUCAUUUUCCUCUAAUAAUUAACUGGUAUAAUAAACUUUGUAUUGCUUAACAUUUAUGUUUAUCUUUCUCCGAAUAUAUGUCUUUGUACUAUGCCAAGA